Molecule: messenger RNA, 1965 nt
Organism: Theileria equi strain WA
Lineage: Eukaryota; Apicomplexa; Aconoidasida; Piroplasmida; Theileriidae
Exons: 1
Coding region: 1-1965 (654 amino acids)
Biological process (GO): translation
Cellular component (GO): small ribosomal subunit; ribosome
Molecular function (GO): structural constituent of ribosome
Source: RefSeq, a predicted model, not a curated record
AUGCUCCAAGAAGCCACCAAAGACAGUGAUGGAUCGAUGAAUGAGUCAUUGGGAUCGCAAGAAGACGUGGACUCCGCAGGAAUGAAGGUGACUGAGGAGGAAGAAGCGGUUGUGGAACAGGAUGAAGAGAAAGACGAAGACGCUACGAGCGCAAGUGGUCAUAAAGAUGGAACUUCAACUGGCAACACUCCAAUGGAGGAGGAUCAAGAGUCCGACUCCUCUGUGAGUCCACUGGAAUGUGUAGACAAUGGUGAGGUGGAUAAGUGUACGAUAAGGAAUGUGACUCCAGAAGAGUCAUCUUCAGAGGAGGACAAGAGUAGUCUAAAAUCGGAGGUUUCUGGGUCUACUGAUGAUGAGGAUGGGCUAGGAGAACUUGAGGCUCCAAGAAAAUCCGUAAAGAUGGAAAGUUCGGUAGAACCUAAUGAGAGCGACGCAAAAGUUGAGACUCCGGAAGAUGAUAAAGCAGAGUCUGGGGAAGAAGAUGAAGAAUUAUCUAGUGAUGAUGAAAACUCAUCUGAAGGACUAGGUGCUAGUGCUUCUGGACCUUCUGGUCCUCCUGAACCUAAAGGACCUCCUGGUGCUCAAGAUACUACUACUGCUGAUCAUACUACUUCUGAAGAUGGAGCUCAUACUACUCUUGCUCCUGUUCCUAUUACUGAUCAUUCUGAACCUACUGAACAAACACAGAAGGCUAGUGACCCAUCUUCCGUAGAUACUUCUCAACACGCUGGUAACUCAUCUGGCAAAGGUAAUACUAAUUUAGGUGUAGAUGGUCAAUCUGGAGGACCAGGCUCUGCUGGACAUACAGGACCAUCUGGUACUAUAGCUGGAGCUGAGAGAAAAGAGAAGGACGAAGAUAAAGGAAGAGAUACUGAUGAUGGUGAUCCCCCUCAAGUAGAACAACCUACUGGUGAUGCCAGUCUUCCUGAUGCUACUUCUAGUGAAGCUAAAGGAGCUAAAGGCCCUGAACUAGAUGUAAAAACUUCUGACCAAUCUAACCAAAAUACUUCUCAAGCUGCUGGAUCUCAAGGACCUGAAGAACAAAUUCUUACUUCCUCUGACUCUACUACUCCUCCUGGAACUCCUGAAGAAUCUUCUGAAGCUCAACCCUCACCUCGACAAGAAGCUACCGGUGGUGAUGCUAGUCUAGCUACUCAAACUAACUCAUCUCCUGAACCUGCUUCUAAAUCUGAUGCUGUCUCACCUGACCUAGCUAGUACUCCUGGUGGAGCUGAUGGAGAACAAGACUCUGCUGAUGGCACUAGUCAAACGGGUGGGUCACCUCCUACUACUCAAGGUAAACAAGAGCUUGCCACUGGUGCUACUCUUCCUACUGAACAAAGCGACCCUGAUGAACAAGAAAGUGAGAACAAGGCGAAAAAGGAUACUCCAGAAAAAGAGGUACAGUCUGGGAGUGGCAAGGAAUCUGUGGAUGCAAAAAAACCAUCGGAGAAACACCAAAAUGACUCAUUUCCUAGGAGAGAAUACGUCUGUAUCGAUGAAUUUGGUAUAGAGAUCCCGCCGUAUCACUGCGAUCGCGAAAAGGUGAGGCAACAAGUGCUACACUAUGGUCCUCACAUUCCAGAGCCUCUUUGGAAAAAGCCGAAAAGACCUGUAGGAUUCUUUGGACCAAAAAGAAGUGCUCCUGACGUAAAGUUCAUUGAUAGGGAUCGUUACAUGGUAGGAAGAAUGAUGAGGCGCAAAUACCUGAACAUAAUUUACCGCGACGUCCGCAGGACAUACAAACAAUAUAUAAAAAAUGCGAGAAAUACAAACGAACUACUAUAUUGGAGGGCUAAACUAGACGGCCUUCCAAAGGACUCAUCUAAAGUGAGAUUUAAAAAUAUCUGCAUGCUUACUGGGAGAACAAGGGCCGUUUAUCGCAUAAUCGGACUUACUCGGCACAAAUUUAGAGAAUAUGUAAACAAGGGCUAUGUGCCAGGAAUAAUGCAAGCUAAUUGGUGA